CAAAUUCGUUUCAUACAUCUCUGGAUUUGCUCAAAUCAGCGCUACUCAUUGAGAUGAAACGCAUGCAAUUGGCAAAGUUGAAAACUAAACGAAAAGUCAUCACAAUUGAAAUAAUUUGGUGGCGUCGCAACAUCGAUGUCGGAGGUUGUGCUGAUAUUGCUAUUUUUCACAGAGUCACGGAAGCAAGCAGACAUAUUGAAUCACGACUUGCAAAUCAACACGUUUUCAUUUUUAGCGGAAAAAAGGCAACGGCAAACAUAAUGAACCCGUUCAGAGGUGUUUCUGGUAGGCGCUGUAAGUGCAAGUCAAAGCCAAAACAGGUGAAAAUCAAACAAGAUCCUGAACUGCAGGAACACAACGACAAUGAUGAUGUCAUUAACGUGUCACGGCCAAGAGUUGAUGGAAGAUAUUGUGCGAAUUACGAAGGACCGGCGUAUGACUUCGAUGAUAUAAAGGAUGAAAUCAAAUGCGAGGAAGAAGAGACGGACAAAGAAAAUGACGCAGAACCAUGUGAACGAUCAAAUGGGAGAGCUAAUGCCAACGAUGAUUACGAGAAUGAGAUGAGUGGCGUAGUUGAUGUUCAACCACCGCAACCAGUUGAAAGUGGGAAGAAAGGUAUUAGAAAUGCCAAAAAGCAAAACAAGCGCAUGAUUCCCAGGAAUAAAGCGAUGAAAAAGCAAAAGAAGCACAAAUGUGAAGUGUGCGAUCAUAUGACGCUCAGUAAGUCUAAACUCAUAACGCACUUACGAAUUCACACUGGAGAGAAGCCAUUUCAGUGUGAUGUUUGUUCGAAUACCUCUUCACGAAAAUAUAAUUUGAUUCUUCAUAAGAAGACGCAUGGUCAAUUCCAUUGUGUAAAAUGUAAUCAAAGAUUUGACCAAGAAUCAGUCAUCACCGAUCAUGAAAGAUUGUGCAAUCCGCGCCAAUUCGAAUGCGAUAUUUGCGAAUAUAAAACAAAGUUUAAAUCAAAUUUGACAAGGCAUAUGCGGAUUCACAGCGGAGAAAAGCCGUCAGAGUGCUCGAUUUGUUUCAAGUCAUUUACAACCAACUCUCAACUCCUAAGACAUUCAAUGACUCACAAAGAUGAAUUGCCACAUGCUUGUUCGAAAUGUGGUCGACGAUUCACCAGUCUAGAAGAUAAGCGAAUACACGAAAAGCGCUGCCAACGAAGUCUAAUUGCAUGUAAUCAAUGUCAUUACAAAACUGUUUACAAGCAUUGUUUGAAGCAGCACAUGCAAUGGAAACACGGAGCCAAAAGAUCGAUCGAAUGUGAAAUUUGCAGCAAAGAAUUCAUCAGGCAGUUAGAUUUAAAUCGUCAUUUGUCAACAAUACAUAGCGCCCAGUUCCCGUUUGAAUGCUCCAAGUGCUUCGGAGGAUACGCAACCGAAGGUAUGAAAAAUGCGCAUGAAGAAAGCUGUGGCCGCCGUCAGUACCGAUGCCAUUUGUGCGAAGAGUAUUGUCGAAGCAAACAUGUUCUGAAGAUCCACAUACGAAAAGAUCACACCGGAGAGAGGAUUCAAUGCGAAGUAUGCGAUGCACGCUUCAUCAGCAAAAGUCAUGUCAAUCAACACAUGAGGACUGUUCAUCAUGUGAAGAAAAAAUAGUGUCCAAGCAAAUUGACAAUCAUCAGUCUUUCAUCCCAUAGAAUUAUUGAAAAGUAGUAAAGUUUGAAAUCAAUUAUUUUAUGAUUCUUUUGAGACUCAUAAUUUGAUACACUUUUUAGGGCUAAUAAAACGUUGAUUUUAGAAAUAAUAUAUUCAUUCCGAAAUAAUAUAUUCAAGUUUUUGCAAAACAAAAAAUUCACGAACAUUCUACUUUAGGUUUAAACUUCCAUUUUAAAUGAAAAUUUCAUUUUGAAAUCAAACAGACCUGAAAUACAUUAAAAGAGAAAUAAGAAAA
Molecule: messenger RNA, 1899 nt
Organism: Sitodiplosis mosellana (orange wheat blossom midge)
Lineage: Eukaryota; Metazoa; Arthropoda; Insecta; Diptera; Cecidomyiidae
Product: zinc finger protein OZF-like
Exons: 2
Coding region: 54-1604 (516 amino acids)
Biological process (GO): regulation of immune system process; regulation of cytokine production; negative regulation of transcription by RNA polymerase II
Source: RefSeq, a predicted model, not a curated record